AUGCCACAGCAAUCUAGUCAUUUUGGCCGCCUGGUGGAGUUCUACGCCAAAAGGAUCGAUCAAAUAGAGAAGCAAAACACUAUCAAAGAAUUAAAACAAAAUUCCAACCAACGUGGUUCGGGACACGGAAGUGACAGUGGGAGAAACACAUCGAAGAAUCAACUUUUUCGAAGUGAGUUCAAACUGCAGAAUGCUGGCAGCACGGCCUCUGAUGAUGAUAGCGUCAUUGCAGCGACCGUCGAAGGUUUCUUACAACCACCUCCCGGUAGCAUCUAUGAUGAUCAAGGGAAAGCACUGCAGGCAGAUAGGUCGAACCUGCCUGAAAAUUAUCAGUUAGAUAUCCUGUCCAAAUUGAAACCUAUGUUACAUGGGCUAACAGAAGUUCUUGCAGGGGAGUCUGGGAUUAACGCCUGUCCGACCGACUUACCAAAGUCGCAAAGAUCGGUAUCUGCAUCAGUCACGCCUAUUAUAACGUCCAGCGGGAAAUCAAAAAGCUGUCCGGCCAUUCCCUCCUUCCAUCAGGCCUCCCUAAACGACACAGCCUGUAGAACGGCCCAUAAUACACCUGAGUGCGAGAACCAACUGUCCGCGUUUUCUGCGAGGGGGACGCCUACGGCAUACGAAGGUGUUGCCAUUGACCGCACCAAGUCACCCGAAGCAUAUGUCAUGGCAACAGAGGUAUCAAUAGUAUCGGAAGAGUGUUCAGCGGAAAUAACUGAUCCAAACCUGAUAGCAGCCAUCACACCGUUGGCAAUUGCUAUUGUGGCAAGUGCAUUAGACUUUUUGGUAUUAGAAGAUGUUGUUAAGAGCAAGCAGAGCGUUCAAGAGAAAUAUCAGCCCAGUCAAGGCCUACAGGACAGGACUCUUACACACGGCACAUCACGUCUAACUUCCACACAAGCAAAGCAGCGAUCUUUGGCCUCCCUGGGCACAACUGAAGAAAUUCUGAUCGUGGACGAUGAUUUUAGGGUGGACGAGGAGGAAGAGGAGACUCUGAAAGUUCACGGCAUCAUAGAAUGCUCUAAGACAGAUGCUGCACUCACCGGGGCCAUCUCUAUGCCCAGGCCGAAGGGAGUUGGCGGUGCACAGUUCAACCAGGGCUGGCUGCAGGAUAUUGGAUUUGAUGAAGACAGCACAAUAGGUGGCCUGGACUGCUCCUGGUCAACCCUCGAAUCGAUAGGCAUAAUCUCCCUCACGACAAGACACAGUACAGCCCCUGUGACCACGAUGAGCAGGGGGACCAAUGACGAUUCGCUAUUGAUUCAAGUAGAGCCGGCGUUGAGAAAUUCGACCGAACACCUUAACAGGCCAACUGGCACGUCGGGGAGACUGCUCGGACAAACAGCAGGGUGCGUUGUAAAUCCUUCAGCAGGCGCACAGGCUUCCAGCGUUGUCCGGUCUGACGAUAUUCUCUUCAACACUCUAAUAGGUACUGGCAAGGAGAGUUCCCCUGUCAAUUUGGCAUAUAGCCUAAACUUCGGCGUGCCAGGCAGCUACAUGUCCCUACAGCAGAGCCCAACUGGGGCUCCAGUAAAGUACUCUCUAGACUCUGCUCCAGCUUCUAUUACGAGGGCAACCCAGCAGGAGGUAAAUGUGGAGGCUCUUGGCAUUCCAACCAGGAGCAUGAUAAGCCAUGGCGAUGCUGCCAGGAGAAACUACGAAGUCUCGGCGCAAGUGACGACAGAUUUUCGCAGCACAAACGGUCAGACGGAGGUGGUAUCUCUGACUUACAAUCAGGAGCCUAUGCAAACCUACAGCGACGUAUACUAUCCACCCAGGGAUACGGUGGAAGAAGUGAGAGAAGCCCAACAGCCCUUGGCCAACCUUUUAAUGCCGCCUAUUACACCAGACCAUCCAGAACUCAGGCCCUAUCUUGAUCGGGCCAAUACGAUAUAUUAUGAUGUUCCAACGAUGGAUUCCACUGCAGAAGACAGCACCAAUGUAUAUGUCAUACAACCGAAUGAUCCCCGGAACAACAAGCUGUCUGUA
Messenger RNA from Dibothriocephalus latus, 1989 nucleotides. The record is from the annotation of a GenBank genome assembly. NCBI's taxonomy places the organism in Eukaryota, Metazoa, Platyhelminthes, Cestoda, Diphyllobothriidea, Diphyllobothriidae.